GUCCCCGGGCUCAGCCUUCCGCGGGCGGCGCGGGAGCCGCGGAGGAGCCCCCGGAGCCAGCGAGUGGCCGCCUGGCACGCGCGUGCGCCGUGGCGCGCUCCCGCUGAAGGCACGUGGGCGGGGCCUGCGCGCGUGUGCCCGGGGAUGCGCACCUGGUGAGUCACCUGGGCUCGCCCAAGGCAGUGUCCCGUGGCGCCCACGUAGCUUCGAUUUCCAGCUCCACCAUCUCUGUGACUCGUCACUUUGGAGGAACCAUUUAACUGCUCCUUGCCUCAGUUUCCCGUUAUAAAAAAGAGGUGCUGUAAACAGCAAACAAUGAUCCUUUCUUAAUACUGCAAACACGUCAUUGUGGAACCAAGAGGAAGUUAAUUUACUGAUUACUGUCUUAACUUCACCAGUCUUAUUCUCAUAAAGAAUUUACCAACAGUUUCCAUUUUAUUUUCCAGGUUAACCACAUUCUCCUCAGCUUGAAACCAAAAAGGAGGGGCCAUUAAGGUUUUUGUUCUUUCUGGGUUGUCUCCUUCCAGAAAGAAAAACAAUGGCGAUGCUAUUAAGCGGAAGAGGAUUAAUCUUAUCUCUAAUUUUCGUCCUACUAAAAUUCUCAACAGCGGUUGAAAUACCACUCUCAGUUCAACAGGUUCCAACCAUUAUAAAACAGUCAAAAGUACAAGUUGCCUUUCCCUUUGAUGAGUAUUUUCAAAUUGAAUGUGAAGCUAAAGGAAAUCCAGAACCAACAUUUACAUGGACUAAGGAUGACCAGCCUUUUGAUCUCUCUGAUGCUCGGAUAAUUGUGUCUAACAAUUCGGGAACAUUCAGGAUCCCAAACGAGGGGCACAUAUCUCACUUUCAAGGGAAAUACCGCUGCUUUGCUUCUAAUAAACUGGGAGUUGCUAUGUCAGAAGAAAUAGAAUUUAUAGUUCCAACUGUUCCAAAGUUCCCAAAGGAAAAAAUUGACCCUCUGGAAGUGGAGGAGGGAGAUCCAAUUGUCUUCCCGUGCAACCCGCCCAAAGGCCUUCCACCUUUACACAUUUAUUGGAUGAAUAUUGAAUUAGAACACAUCGAACAAGAUGAAAGAGUAUACAUGAGCCAAAAGGGAGAUCUGUACUUUGCAAAUGUGGAAGAAAAAGACAGUCGGAAUGAUUACUGUUGCUUUGCUGCAUUUCCAAGAUUAAGGACUAUUGUACAGAAAAUGCCAAUGAAACUAACAGUUAACAGUUUAAAGCAUGCUAAUGACUCGAGUUCAUCCACAGCAAUUGGUUCCAAGGCAAAUUCAAUCAAGCAAAGAAAACCCAGACUCCUGUUGCCUCCUGUGGAAAGUGGCGGUCACUCUUCAGUUACUAUCCUCAAAGGGAACACCCUGCUGCUCGAGUGCUUUGCUGAAGGCCUACCAACUCCACAGGUUGAUUGGAAUAAACUGGGUGGGGAUUUACCAAAGGGAAGGGAAAUGAAAGAUAAUCAUGGCAAGACACUGAAGAUAGAAAAUGUCUCCUACCAGGACAAAGGAAUUUAUCGGUGCACAGCCAACAACUUUUUGGGAACAACUGCUCAUGAAUUCCAUGUUACAGUAGAAGAGCCUCCACGCUGGACAAAGAAACCGCAGAGUGGCGUGUACAGCACUGGGAGCAGCGGUAUCUUGUUAUGUGAGGCUGAAGGAGAACCUCAGCCCACAAUCAAGUGGCGAAUUAAUGGCUCCCCAAUUGAUGACCAUCCAGUUGCUGGCGAUAUCAUCUUCCCAAGUGAAAUUAGUUUUACCAAUCUACAACCAAAUCAUACUGCUGUGUAUCAGUGUGAAGCAUCAAAUGUCCAUGGCACUAUCCUUGCCAACGCCAAUAUCGAUGUUGUAGAUGUUCGUCCAUUGAUAAAAACUGAAGAUGAAGAAAACUAUGCCGCGGUGGUUGGGUACAGUGCUUUCUUGCAUUGCGAGUUCUUUGCUUCACCUGAGGCAAUAGUGUCCUGGCAGAAGGUGGAUGAAGUGAAACCCCUUGAAGGCAGACGAUAUUAUAUCCAUGAAAAUGGCACAUUACAGAUAAAGAAAGCCACUGAAGAGGAUGCUGGCUCAUACUCUUGUUGGGUGGAAAAUGCUAAAGGAAAAACUGCAGUCACUGCCAAUUUGGAUAUAAGAAAUGCUACAAGACUUAGAGUGUCUCCUAAGAAUCCUCGCAUCCCCAAAUCACAUAUGCUUGAAUUCCACUGUGAGAGCAAAUGUGAUUCAUAUUUGAAGCACAGUUUGAAGUUGUCCUGGAGUAAAGAUGGAGAAGCCUUUGAAAUCAAUGGCACAGAAGAUGGCAGGGUAAUUAUUGAUGGGGCUAAUCUGACCAUAGUUAAUGUGACAUUAGAGGACCAAGGCAUUUACUCCUGUUUGGCCCAAACUGCUCUGGAUAGCACGGCUGAUAAAACUCAAGUAACUGUCCUUGAUGUCCCAGAACCACCAGAAAACCUUCACUUGUCUGAAAGACAGAACAGGAGUGUUCGGCUGACCUGGGAAGCUGGCGAUGACCACAAUAGCAAGAUUCGCGAGUAUAUUAUAGAAUUUGAAGGGAACAAAGAGGAACCUGGAAGGUGGGAGGAACUGACUCGAGUGCAAGGAGAGGAAACCACAGUCUUGUUACCUUUGGCUCCGUACGUGAGAUACCAGUUCAGGGUCACAGCUGUGAAUGAAGUAGGGAGAAGCCAACCGAGCCAGCCAUCGGACCACCACGAAACACCACCCGCUGCUCCAGACAAGAAUCCACAAAACAUAAGAGUUCAAGCUUCUCAACCAAAAGAAAUGAUUAUAAAAUGGGAGCCUUUGAAAUCCAUGGAGCAGAAUGGACCAGGACUGGAGUACAGAGUGACCUGGAAGCCACAGGGAGCCUCCAAGGAGUGGGAAGAAGAAACAGUCAUGAACCACACUUUGAGGGUGAUGACACCUACUGUUUAUGCUCCUUAUGAUGUCCAAGUCCAGGCUAUCAAUCAACUGGGCUCUGGGCCUGAGCCCCACCCAGUGACUCUCUAUUCUGGAGAAGACUAUCCUGAUACAGCUCCCGUGAUUCAUGGGGUGGAUGUUAUAAACAGCACACUAGUUAAAGUUACCUGGUCAUCAAUUCCAAAGGACAGAGUACAUGGACGUCUAAAAGGAUAUCAGGUCACUUGGUGGAAAACAAAAAGUUUAUUGGAUGGAAGAACACAUCCCAAAGAAGUAAACAUCCUAAGGUUUUCAGGACAAAGAAACUACGGAAUGGUUCCUUCCCUAGAUGCAUUUAGUGAAUUUCACCUAACAGUCUUAGCCUAUAAUUCCAAAGGAGCUGGUCCAGAAAGUGAGCCUUAUAUAUUUCAAACACCAGAAGGAGUACCCGAACAGCCAACUUUUCUCAAAGUCAUCAAAGUUGAUAAAGACACAGCCACUUUAUCCUGGGGACUACCUAAGAAAUUAAAUGGAAACUUAACUGGCUACCUAUUACAAUACCAGAUAAUAAAUGACACGUACGAGAUUGGAGAAAUAAAUGACAUCAACAUUACAACUCCAUCAAAGCCCAGCUGGCAUCUCUCAAACCUCAGUGCAACUACCAGGUACAAAUUCUACCUGAGGGCUUGCACUGCAAAGGGCUGUGGAAAACCAGUCACUGAGGAGAGCUCGACCUUGGGAGAAGGGAGUAAAAGUAUCGGGAAGAUAUCAGAAGGAGUAAAUCUCACUCAAAAGAUUCACCCAGUAGAGGUAUUUGAGCCGGGAGCGGAACAUAUAGUUCGCCUAUUGACUAAGAAUUGGGUUGAUAACAAUAGCAUUUUUGAAGAUGUAAUUGAGACAAGAGGGAGAGAAUAUGCUGGUUUAUACGAUGACAUCUCCACUCAAGGCUGGUUUAUUGGACUGAUGUGUGCAAUUGCUCUUCUUACACUAAUACUAUUAACUAUUUGCUUUGUGAAGAGGAACAGAGGCGGAAAGUACUCAGUGAAAGAAAAGGAAGAUUUGCAUCCAGAUCCAGAAGUCCAAUCAGUAAAAGAUGAAACUUUUGGUGAAUACAGCGACAGUGAUGAAAAGCCUCUCAAAGGAAGCCUGCGGUCCCUCAACAGGGCUAUCCAGGUCACAGAAAGUGCUGACAGCUUAGUUGAGUAUGGAGAAGGAGAGCACGGUCUAUUCAAUGAAGAUGGAUCUUUUAUUGGCGCUUACGCCGGAUCUAAGGAGAAGGGAUCUGUUGAAAGCAAUGGAAGUUCUACAGCAACAUUUCCACUCCGGGCAUAAACACAUCACAUGUAAAGCACCAGUGGUUCACACCACCGCCCUUCCAUAUUUAUCUGUACAAGGGAGCAAGAACUUUCACACAGGGAUGGAAACAUGUUGGAAGAAGACUUCAUUCAGAAUUCAAAAAGCCUACAAUUAUGUUGAGAAAAAAUAGCACUGCCUUGAAAGAAUAAAAUACCAAGUACUCAAGUACUUCAGGCCUAUGUUUGUUUUUUUCAGGUGCUCAAAAUGAAGAACACAAAAAACAAAUCCUGUAUUUAGAUUCACCUCAAUUGAAUCCAAAGUUUCCAUUCAGGGUAGUCCAUAUAAGCCUGGUUUUACUAUUCAGUGUGUUUGCAUAGAUGUUGCUACCAGUGGGCUUUUCUCUAUACACACAUUUGUACUCAGUUUCUGAGAACUGUCUUAGUGACUUGACUUCACUAGAGGUUAAAAGAUGGUAAGCAAACUGGUUAUUUAAAAUGUAAAAAGGAACUCUGAAUGUCUUGUUAAAACAGUUCACUCAGUAUAUACAAUCUAAAUUUAUUAUUUAAAGUUUAGUAGGAAAGUCUUAGGUGAACAAUUAACUAGGAUUUAUUGAGCUCCUAACUAUUUGCCCAGAGAUGGUCAUGUUUAAACAGAAUUAUAACUUUUCAGUUUCAACAUGAAUUUUUUUAUUUUUUCUACUUAUGACAUUUACAGCUAUUUAACUAAAUUCAGCUGCAAAGGAAAUGGUGGUCAGAAGGUCAUCUUCUGGAAGAGCAGGCAUAAGGCGUCCAUCAUUCCGGGGUGUAACAGCUAAAUGGCUAAACCUAUUUAAUGUCUCCAUUUCUAAAGUGACUGAUUUUACUUUUUUUCUGUGUUUAUAUAAUGGUAUGCGUGCAUAUAUUGCAUGAAUGCAUUGUACAUAUUAUGUUCAUAUUUACACGAUUUAAAAUAUAGAUGUGUUUUAUUUUGAGGUGAGAUAAAGAAUGUUAACAGGCAUGUCUGUACAGCUAGAGUAUACAGUAAGAUACCUUUUUUCAUCUUGCCAGAGCUACAACCAAUAUCAUAUGGUUCUAAAACCGAAGACUCUGUAUAAAGCAUUUGGCUUUUGUUAUUAUAUUGCUUUUUCCAACAGUCUCACAAUAAAAUGUCAUAUAAAAUAUUGAGGGAAAUGUUUUCAUAUAUUUCCAAACAAGUUUUUGUUGUUGACUAUACCCCUACCCCAGCCCUUGCAAAGAGAAACUGUUUACAGUAGAAAUUCCUAUACAUGUGUUUGCCUAGAUCACAUUUUAAACAUCUUUAGGGUGGACUUUUUUGUUUUCUAUAUGCUCCUUCUGUCACAGUCUGUACGAAUUCAGGGUAUUUAUUUCGUGGCAUGCAGCUACUAGUCCUUUUAAAAGUUUACAUGGAAAUUGUUUAGAAAUAAUAUGAAGCACUGUUGCUAUAUACCAGUAAAAUGCACUGCUUAAUUUUUCUGGAAACAUUUUAAGCUUUCCCUGGGCUUCUCAUUGGGUUUAAAUGAGAUUGACUCACAGAGUUUACUUUUUUUUUUUUUUUUAAAUCUGUAUUAUGGGAAUUUCUUGUUAAAUCCUUAACAUCCUUUCUUGUGGGCCAAAAUUAGGGGUUUUUAUAACAACCAAUGCAGUAACGCAAAUGAAAUGUCCAAUUGUUCUUUUUAACCUCAUGUGACUUCUAAAACACAUAGGCAGGAAAUGAAGUCUUAUUUAAAACAAGUUCCACACUUCAUCACACACAUGGAGUAAGCAUUUCCAAAGUGGGGGCAUCUUGGUCCACCCAUGUGAGCAUGAGGUUCCAUACAUCAAUCAAUGCAACGUGUUUCAUCCCCUUAUGAUUUUAAAGCCAAAAGUUUUCUGAAGGAAGAAUCAUGUUUUGAUUUGCUGAGAGGAAUGUGGGGUGCUCAGCUAUCACUGAGACCAAGGUUGGGACUUUCACAUUAAGUUCUGCUAUUCUCCUAUUUCUUCUUCUUUGUCAUCUACCAAAAGUUGGUUUUAAAGGAAGCAUGUGGGCUGGAUAUAAUGUCCAAAAAGCAUUAAGAAUAGUUUUAUUAGAAAUUUAAUAAUGUUUAAAUUAGAAGUUAACACUGAAAUAUACUAUACUAUUGCUCUUCCUAGACCUCGGGGUUCUCCUUUAGCUAGUCUGAGAAACAAGGAUGUUCCUGCUAAUAUUUUCUGAGUAGUCAAAAUGUAUGGAUAUGAAAAGUGAGAUUGGACUGUGACUACUUCGUGCUGUUACUCUCUUACUUUUUUUCAAGACCACUGGCUUCUACUGGGAAUCUUCAAGGCAAAAGAAACAGGGUCCCUGACUUUCCUUGAUUUUAAUUAUCAAAUUAUAUUAUUUACAUCAUAUGAGUCAGAAUAAGUUUUAAAUAAAAAAAUCCAAAUAUGUUAAAAUGGGUUUCAUUCUUUCCGCACAGAAUCUCAUUAACAGAGGCCAUGUUGUGCAAUGAUGAUUACAAAUAGGCAAUGAUUUGCAGUAUUUCCACUGAGUGAUAAGGCAUCAGCUGAUAUUUAUAACUUGUUCUUAAUUGACAAUAUGCUUUCUCUAGUCAACCAUCAAUAUUUUAAUUUAAUAGACUGUAUAUAAUAUCAAGGAAUGUUUGGGAAGGAUGAAUUCCCAGGGAGCUGUCCAAGGUCAGAGAAAGCCAAGUUCUCUUCCUGGUUCCAGCACUGAUUCUGUACAUAAACCUUAGGCAAGUUGCUUAACCCCUUUGCUUAAACUGCAAAAAAGUGCUAAUGAUCAUCUCUGUUACCUUAUCUUUGUCACAGGGUUUCCUUUCUAUGAAGAACAAUUUGAAAAUGGUAAAAGCUAAGAUGCCUUUUAACUUCAUAAACAAACCUAAAAUUAAUCAUGUAUCUAAAAGUCACCCACUCACACCACCUCAGUAUGUUUCUUUCCUGUGAGCAUAUAAAUAUAUUUUUAUAGUAAACAAUAUCUACAGGAAAUGAAUCUACUGUUCAAUGAGCAGUAUGAUUUGCACAUGCCAUUGAAAAAUAUUAAUCAGAAGAAAAUUAAGCAGGGUCUUUGCUAUACAAAAGUGUUUUUCACUAAUUUUGCAUGCAUAUUUAUAAGAAAAUGAAUUUGGUGGAUAUAUUCUAUUGGUAUAAAGGCAUCUGAUAUUUUAGAUGUACCCAUGUUUAUAAAAAUGUAGAGCACAAUGAAAUUAUGCUGGAAGUCUCAAUAUUUUUGUUCCUAUUUUAUACUCAUGGAAGAGAGAAGCUAAAGAGAGAACAAUGAGAAAUGUGUUUUUCUAAGCAUUUAAAACAAUUGCCAAUUGAAACCCUAAGUAUGUUUACAUGUCAUUAAAUAUGAUUCUUGUAACAAUUUUAAUUGACUAUAAAGGGACUGGGUUUGUAAUCUGUCAUAUUUCCUAGUGUUCCUAUAGUGAAAUAAGUAGACUUGAGUAGAAGCUUACUUUGUUUUAUAUCUUAAAUUGUUUGGUUACAUCAUCAAAAGGGAUAAAAUGUACGUAAAACAGGUUCACCUGGUUACUUUUUUGGUUCAGAUUAAUAUUCCGAGUAGAACUUUAUUAAAAUGUGUUUGUAAUGUAGGUGGUGUUUGUAUUAUGCUUAUGAAUAUGUAUGGUUUAGAAAUAUUUUCAUUAUACAUGAAAUUCUACUUUCCAAAUAAAAGUUCAACUUCAUGUACUCUAAAAAGUUUGUAUUCUUUUCUGUCCAGAUGAGAAGAAUGAGAAUUUGCAUGUCAACCUUCAGUUGCGCUGAUCCUGGCAUAUCUGUAAAUAAAGUAUAAAUAAAGUAUAAUUGAGGAAUAAAACAGUACUUUGGUUCAAAUGACUAUUUAGAAGUAGGCAACUUAACACAAUCAACAUCUGUGAAACUUCGUAUGUCAAUAUGUUUUACCCAUAUAAUAAAUCUGAAAUGAGCAUGUA
This is a messenger RNA of Choloepus didactylus (southern two-toed sloth), 8084 nucleotides long. It is a transcript of the gene CHL1, whose product is annotated as cell adhesion molecule L1 like. Gene Ontology annotation, biological process: cell-cell adhesion; brain development. Gene Ontology annotation, molecular function: cell-cell adhesion mediator activity. The transcript has 29 exons. The record is from RefSeq and is a predicted model, not a curated record. Lineage: Eukaryota; Metazoa; Chordata; Mammalia; Pilosa; Megalonychidae. Bases 539 to 4216 code for a protein of 1225 amino acids.